GCUCCGUCUCAGCCUGGCAGGUAUGAAGCGGCCACUGAGCCCGUCCCCCGCAGGUGAGAAAGAGCCCCUCACAUCUGAAGGUGUUGAGUGCCCCCCUCAAACUCCAGAACCUCCUAAGUCCAAGCGGGAGAGGAAACAACCUUCGUACACGCUGUGCGACGUCUGCAACAUCCAGCUGAACUCGGCCGCGCAGGCCCAGCUGCACUGCGGGGGGCGCGCCCACCAGCGGAGACUUCGCCAGCUCAGCUUGGGCAAGACCCCCGCGGGGCCAGCAGGCCCGGCCUCCGGCGCCCCCAGCCCCCUACUGGCCUCCCUGCCCCUGCCCGCCCGGCCUCUGCAGCCCCCGCUGGACUUCAAGCACUUGCUCGCCUUCCACCUCAGUGGCAGCACCCCGCUCAGUCUCUUCCCCAACUUCAGCACGAUGGACCCGGUCCAGAAAGCUGUCAUCAGCCACACAUUUGGGGUCCCCUCCCCUCUGAAGAAGAAGCUGUUCAUCUCCUGUAACAUCUGUCACCUGAGGUUCAACUCAGCGAACCAGGCUGAGGCUCAUUACAAAGGCCACAAACAUGCCAGAAAACUCAAGGCUGUUGAAGCUGCCAAGAGCAAGCAGAGGCCACGAACCCUGACUGCAGAUGAGGCAGUGCUGUCCCCAACCCUGCCUCCAGCCAGUGGAGCUCUCGGAGACCCCCAGAGAAAAGCUCCUGCAGCCCCUCUGCCCGGCCUUCCUCUCCAGCUAUCGCUAACUGCAGACCCACCAGCCAGAGAGACAGCCCCCUCGGACAUCUUGGACGUUGCUUCCUCUUCCUCUUCCGGUCCACCCUGCUCCCCAGAGCCUGGCAAGGAGGCACCAGGGCCUGAGCCAGAGGUGGUAGCUGUGGGCAGUGGAGUGCGUGGGGAAGGCAGGGAUGAGAAGGGACGCCUCUACUGCUCUACGUGUAAGGUGACUGUGAACUCGGCCUCCCAGCUGCAGGCUCACAACACAGGAGCCAAGCACCGAUGGAUGGUAGAAGGUCAACGAGGGGCUCCCCGAAGGGGCCGGGGCCGCCCAGUGUCCCGGGGAGGGGCCGGACACAAGACUAAAAGAGUGCCAGGGGGCCAGGGGGGCCGCCAGGGGCCUAGCUCCCCUUUCCACUGUGCUCUCUGUCAGCUCCAGGUCAAUUCAGAGACCCAGCUCAAGCAGCACAUGAGCAGCCGGAGGCACAAGGACCGCCUGGCCGGGAAGUCCCCUAAGCCCACCAGCCAGCACAGCAAACUGCAGAAGCACGCAGCGCUGGCUGUGAGUGUCCUCAAGUCUAAACUGGCCUUGCAGAAGCAACUCACCAAGACGCUGGCAGCCCGGUUCCUGCCCAGCCCUCUGCCCACAGCAGCUGCUGCCAUCUGUGCCCUGCCGGGGCCCCUGGCCCUUCGGUCUGCCCCAACAGCAGCCACCCUCUUCUCAGCUCCCAUCCUGGGCCCAGCUUUGUUUCGCACGCCAGCAGGAGCCGUCCGCCCGGCCGCAGGACCCAUUCUCUUUACCCCCUAUUAGGGUUCCUGGAGAGGCCACCGCUGAUUUCCCAACAGUUACACACUGUCUCUUCCUGCUCGCAAGACACUGGUUUCCUACAUCCCCCCCAGGGACGGCCUUUGGCAGUUUAGAGGUGCCUGCCCAAACUAGGGCAGCUGCUCUGUACUCUGAACUGGGGAUCUAGCCAGUCCCCUGGGCCCAAGGACCAUCUCCGCCCUGCUUUCCCAGCCCUUCCAGGGCCAGUCUGGGGCUCCCCUGCAUUUCCCAGUCGGAUGAAUCCCAAAGAUCCGUGCAGGCACCGCCCCAGACACAUGGUGCUCUCAUCCUCCCCCAGAGGCCUACACGUGGGCUGACUCAGCAUCUCACCUUCCACAAGACAGGCUCUCUCAGUCUGGGUUAGGGUUCCUGGGGCCUCACGGGGGUUCUCUGGAGAGUUACUGGAGAUAGGGGUUAAAGCUGGAGUGGGUUCAGGCUCCUCCCACAAGUUGACCUCGGGGUAGCCUGGCCUGCAGAUGCAUGCCUGGGAUCCAAGCACCAUCCCCCCCCCAGGCUGAUUAGAAGCUCAAGGUCAGCCCAAACUACAUCUCAAACAAAACAGUAAGCUGACCAUGGAGCGUGACAAAGACUUUGGAGGUGAAAGAGAUCCCUUCCUCUCAAGGCAGUUAAGAGGUAGUCAAGAGAGGAUCAUCUACUUAAGGGACGAGGCUACAAUACCAGGAUGAGUAGGUGAAGACGGGGUUCCAGCCCGACCAGGUUUCAUCAGAAGUGACCUAGUCUACCACAGCCCUCCCGUCUUGGCCUUCCACUGAUUACAUCUGAACCCCAGCUCUCUAUGGGGGGGCACUGGGUCUCUCUCAGGCUAUAUACUCAACAUCAAAUCCCCCUCUAAGACUCCCCACACCCACCACGGAGCUUAGGGGUUAGGACAGUCUGAUAUGCUCUCAAGUUCCAUUUUCAUAUUGCCUAAAUCAGUGUCACCCCAAACCCCACAUGGGACUUUGCCAGUAUCCACCUGCACCUUUUUUUUUUUUUUUUUCUGAGGUAUUUCCAAUGGGAGAAGAAAAGCGGGGAGGGGAAUUUUGUGAUAACAGCAGUUGUGGUUUUAUUGUGUUCAACACAUCAAUAAAUGAACUUUGAGCUGGA
This is a messenger RNA of Jaculus jaculus (lesser Egyptian jerboa), 2647 nucleotides long. It is a transcript of the gene Znf385c, whose product is annotated as zinc finger protein 385C. Gene Ontology annotation, cellular component: nucleus. The record is from RefSeq and is a predicted model, not a curated record. The transcript has 9 exons. NCBI's taxonomy places the organism in Eukaryota, Metazoa, Chordata, Mammalia, Rodentia, Dipodidae. Gene Ontology annotation, molecular function: nucleic acid binding; zinc ion binding. Bases 23 to 1525 code for a protein of 500 amino acids.